Helobdella robusta is the source of this 2595-nucleotide messenger RNA. RefSeq lists its product as hypothetical. The coding region runs from base 1 to 2595 and encodes 864 amino acids. The record is from RefSeq and is a predicted model, not a curated record. The transcript has a single exon. Lineage: Eukaryota; Metazoa; Annelida; Clitellata; Rhynchobdellida; Glossiphoniidae. Gene Ontology annotation, cellular component: membrane.
AUGUCUCGCUACAACUACAACAGCCACUACCGUCGCAACGACGACGACUUCGACUACAACGUGGCCAACUACAAUGAAGAUAAUGAAUCUGCCAAGAGUGAUGAAUAUGGUUACGGCGAAGACAGCUUCGAUGAAAAAUUCCCAACCUACGCUCCCUACAACUACAACAAACACCCACAGAAUCAACAGUCGAAGCAGCAGCCGCCACAAACCAACGACUACUACAGUCCCCGCCACCAGGCCAACAACGUUAAACACGACCACACCCAGCAACAGCAGAACGAUUACAAAACAGCCAACAGCACGAACGUCAUCAAAACCAGCAAUAUCAACAACAACAAUAAUUUCACCAUCCUCUCGAUAGCGGACACCGCAAAUAAAAAAGCGAGAAUGUUGGAGAAAAUGCAGAAUUUUUUGCGACAAGUGACGAGCGACACGUCGGCCUGCAAAAUAUUUUUCGCCCUCAACGAAGCCGCACUUUCUUCUUUGAAUCCAUUUUUGGCCCUCUACUUCAAGCAGAUGGGCAUGUCUCCAACGAAAACUGGAGUUCUGCUGGGUCUUCGAGCACUCGCUCAGUUGAUAUUCAUUCAACUUUGGAACAGAACGGUGGAUCGCUGGAAGAUUUGGAAGUGCAUUUUUCUCAUCAGCUUGCUUGGUUGGAUAAUUUGCACCGUCUGUUUGCCGCUCGCCUCGCCGCACGUUGACUCCUGCAUCGUCCACAAUGGAACCUGGCCCUAUUUGUAUGCCGUUGACACGCCAGACAAGGAGGAGGCAUACGUGAGUCUACCGUACGCGGAUGUCAGGCGAGUCGUCAAAAGAUCAGCUGAUGAUAACAACGUAGCUAAACUUUUGAAUAAAAAAGUUGAAGGAGACGGUGGAACAGAAUUUGUAAAAUUAAGCAAUAAAUUAAAAAACCGUAUUCGGAAUCAAAAUGUAGGAUACUCGAUUGAGAACCUCGAUAUUAUGAAAGGACUUCAAGUGAAUAACCAGAAGGAACAAAACCAGCUCAAGCAUUGGCGCAAUCUGCUACAAUAUGAGGACGAACUAUUAGAUGACAAAUAUAAUAGACCAAGUUAUUUCAACUCUGUAAGUUACGAAGUUUACAAACUGCAACAGGCAAGAAAGCAACGCCAACAAACACAACGAAACGAUGAUCUGAUGAGAGAGUUGUUGCUGCAGCAGAGAGCCCAGCAACAACGAGAGCUGCAAAAACGUUUGAAGUCGUUGGUAAAAAGAUCAAAUGGUAGGGCGUUCGUACCAGUUUAUAUUCCGCCAACGAUCGCAACGACCACAACUACCACCACCACAACAACUAAAAAAUCGAAAAAAAAGAAAACUAAAAGAACAACAACCACUCCCCCCCCGACAACGACAACAACGCCAUCAGUUUUACUAGUGUACGAUAACCUGGAUUAUGAAGACAACGACGAUUCCAUUCCAGAUGAAGAGGAAACCGAAACUGUACGAUUUGGAGUUAACGUGGAAGUGAAUGGAGAAGUGAAUGAAGAAGAAAGUGAAGUUCCAAACCCGGAUGACGUAGAGACGAGUAUUGAACAAUAUUACAACGAGCCCUACACCUUUUAUCACCAGAAAACCACGCCGGCCUCGCUUAGGUACCAAGAGGCUCCCAAAGUAAUAACACCACAUGCGUUCUUUCGAGCAACAACACCCACCACCACCACCACCACAACUACCACCACCACAACAACAACAACUAUUUUGAAACAAUUCAUGCCGCUGCCUGUUUACUUGGCGACCAAACAAAAAACGAAAAACUAUAAAAUAUUGACUACAAUCUACUACCCUACCAUUUCAACAACAUCUUUGUACAUUUAUGCUCAAGAACACAUUGAAGCUGACAGUGACAUACCGACGAUGAAUUUUUAUCGUUUCAAACAAGUUCCUAAUUUCGGGCAAUUUAUGCCGGGAUUUUCACCGCUUAAAAUUGGAUUAAGAUACGCCCAGCCCCCAAGUUACAUCUCCGACCUGUCACCAUCGUCACAAUACUACUUACCGGUUGAAUUUUACACCCCGGUGCAAUCGAUCCUCGCCUACCGAGAUACCGACAUUAGGAACUCCUUCCUGCUCACGUUGUUUUUACUGAUAAUGGGAGAAUUUUUUAGCGCACCGGUCGCUAUUUUAUCGGAUUACGCGGCUCUUCUGGCAUCUGGCAACGAUGCUGAAAUAUUUGGACGGCAGAGAAUAUUCGGUACAAUCGGUUCAACUAUUGUCGUAUUUUUCCUCGGAGUCGGAUUGGAUCGAAGUGCCGAGAUACACUGCGGAGGCACUGACCCUAUUCCCGAUCGAGAUUUUUCUGCUUGUUUUAUUUCAUUCACAAUUUUGGCAUGUUGUUCAGUGCUGGCAGCGUUCAAACUGCAGUUUGAAAGCGAAGAAGAUGGGAUGAGGCAAUCUUCAUUUCCGUUCUUUUCUGGAUCUGGAAACCUUGCUCUGAGCGAGAUGAAAGACAGAGCUGUUGAUAAAGUGAAAGAAACGAUAACAAGACGAAAGAAACAAGAUCGGGAGAAUUUGGUGGAACUGAUGAGAUCGAAGGCGGUCCAAUGGGUUACAGCGGCUUGGCGUCCAAGGGUCGAAUGA